AUUCCGGAAUUUGUUUUAAGCGGACACUCCCAUCACAUACUUCCUCUAAAAUAUUGGCUUCGGAAAACAACACCAACGAACCAAGCCUCUAGCAUAAACUACGAAAAAAAUCCAAAUUUGAGACAAUAAAUUCCAUCAAAUAAGUAUCGUAUCUGAAUACGUAACUUUCAAUACACAAAAUGCCCCAGAACGAGCACAUUGAGUUACAUCGCAAGCGCCAUGGCCAACGCCUGGACCACCAGGAGAGGAAGAGGAAGAAGGAGAGCCGUGAGGCCCACGAGCGAUCACAUAAAGCCAGGAAGAUGAUUGGUCUGAAGGCCAAACUCUACCACAAACAGAGGCACUCUGAGAAGAUCCAGAUGAAAAAGACCCUCAAGAUGCACGAGCAGAGGAAGACCAAGCAGAAGAACGAUGACAAGACUCCUGAGGGAGCAGUACCAGCCUACCUGCUCGACAGAGAGGGACAGUCCCGCGCCAAGAUCCUCUCCAACAUGAUCAAACAGAAGAGGAAAGAGAAGGCUGGUAAAUGGGAGGUGCCCCUUCCCAAGGUUCGAGCCCAAGGGGAGACGGAGGUGCUCAAAGUCAUCCGUACGGGCAAGAGGCAGAAGAAGGCCUGGAAGAGGAUGGUCACCAAAGUGUGCUUCGUAGGCGACAACUUUACCCGCAAGCCUCCCAAAUAUGAACGCUUCAUCAGACCCAUGGGUCUACGGUUCAAGAAGGCCCAUGUGACCCACCCGGAGCUGAAGGCCACGUUCUGUCUGCCUAUUCUGGGGGUGAAGAAGAAUCCCUCGUCACCCCUUUACACCACACUGGGGGUCAUCACCAAGGGAACAGUGGUAGAGGUCAAUGUCAGCGAGCUGGGCCUGGUCACGCAGGGGGGAAAGGUCAUCUGGGGUAAAUACGCCCAGGUGACGAAUAACCCAGAGAACGAUGGCUGCAUUAAUGCUGUACUGCUGGUGUAAAUUAAGAACUCGAUGGGACGGUCCCCUGGACACAGAUUAAGCCAAGUCCUGGACUAAAAAUAAUUGAAUGGAGAUUUUCCAGUGUUUUUUUAUAGUCCAGGACUAGACUUAAUCUGUGUCUGGGAAACGACCCCAUCAAUAGAGACUGUGCCUGUAACAUACAGCCAGAGCUAUGGCUGGCAUGGAAUAACAGACCAGACCAGGAACACUGAAACAUCUGGGAAUAAACCAUGUGUGUUCAGCCGUGGAGAAAAUCAAGAAAACACAGAAAAGAUCAGAUGCAGUAUUUUGCUACAAGGUGUCUUGUAACUAAAUACUAAAACAUGCUCAAAGGUAUGUGUGACUAAAUAUAAGGGGUUGUGCUUUUGUCCUAAAUUUGUUAUAUAAAUUGUUUUUGACUGCUC
Oncorhynchus kisutch (coho salmon) is the source of this 1366-nucleotide messenger RNA. Its product is annotated as NSA2 ribosome biogenesis factor. Lineage: Eukaryota; Metazoa; Chordata; Actinopteri; Salmoniformes; Salmonidae. The transcript has 6 exons. The coding region runs from base 180 to 962 and encodes 260 amino acids. The record is from RefSeq and is a predicted model, not a curated record.